GCAGCCCGCAUGCCUCUGCCGCCACAGCCGGGGCCGCUCCGCAGCCACCGCUCCUGCGAGCCGCUUGCAGCGGGAUGAGAUGCAACUUCGGCUAAUUGGAUCACAGGAUUAAGUUGUAACUGGGUAUCUUGUUAUCAGAAGCAAAAUGAAUAACUCUACGUACAUAAACUCUUCCUCUGAAAAUGUGAUGGCCUUGGAGAGCCGCUAUAAAACUGUCGAGGUGGUGUUCAUCGUCCUGGUGGCAGGGUCACUCAGCCUAGUCACCAUAAUUGGGAACAUCCUGGUCAUGGUGUCAAUCAAAGUCAACAGGCACCUCCAGACUGUCAACAAUUAUUUCCUGUUCAGCCUGGCCUGCGCUGACUUGAUCAUCGGUAUCUUUUCCAUGAACCUGUACACCCUCUACACUGUGAUAGGCUACUGGCCCUUGGGGCCCGUGGUGUGUGACCUCUGGCUGGCUCUUGACUAUGUGGUCAGCAAUGCCUCUGUAAUGAACCUGCUCAUUAUCAGCUUUGACAGGUACUUUUGUGUCACCAAGCCCCUGACAUAUCCCGUGAAGCGGACCACGAAGAUGGCCGGCAUGAUGAUCGCAGCUGCCUGGGUGCUGUCCUUCAUCCUCUGGGCCCCUGCAAUUCUCUUCUGGCAAUUCAUUGUGGGAGGAAGGACUGUCCCAGAUGGGGACUGCUACAUCCAGUUUUUUUCCAACACUGCUGUCACUUUUGGCACUGCCAUUGCAGCCUUCUAUUUGCCUGUUAUCAUCAUGACUGUCCUUUACUGGCAAAUCUCUCGAGCCAGUAAGAGUCGGAUAAAGAAAGGAAAAAAGGAAGCUGCCCAAAACCAAGAAACAGUUUCCCCCAGCCUUGUCCAAGGUAAAAUAGUGAAACCAAACAAUAACAAUAUCUCAACCAGCGGGGAUGGGUUGGAGCACAGCAAAAUUCAGAAUGGAAAAACCAGUGAAGAGACUGUGACCAAUAACUGUGUUCAAGGUGAGAAGGAGAGCUCCAACGACUCCACCUCCAUCAGUGUGGUCGCUUCCAACUUGAAAGAGGAUGAAGCUACCAAAGAUGCCAGACAGGCUUCUACCUCCCAAGACCAUGUCAAAGCAGAGAAUUCCAAGCUGACAUGCAUCAGGAUAGUCACCAAGUCCCAAAAGGGGGACUGCUGUGCUCCUACCAACACUACCGUGGAGAUCGUAGGCACGAACAGGGAGGAGAAGCAGAACAGCGUAGCCCGGAAAAUCGUCAAGAUGACAAAGCAGCCAGCCAAAAAGAAACCACCCCCUUCUAGAGAGAAAAAGGUGACAAGGACGAUUUUGGCCAUCCUCCUGGCCUUCAUCAUCACCUGGACCCCAUACAAUGUGAUGGUGCUCAUCAACAGCUUCUGCACCUCCUGCAUCCCUGGCACCGUAUGGACCCUCGGUUACUGGCUCUGUUACAUCAACAGCACCGUCAACCCCGCCUGCUACGCGCUCUGCAACGCCACCUUCAAGAAGACCUUUAAGGACCUUCUUAUGUGUCAGUACAAGAAUAUAGGAGCUACAAGGUAAAAAUAAUAAUGAAAAUAAUUAUGGAAAGGGUGAAGAAGUUCCAAAUUAAAUUUAAAAAAAAACCUUGAUGCUACAGCACUUUAUGGUCUUCUAUGGAAUGUGCAAUCCAGUAUGUUAGUGGAAAUACUGAUAAGGGGCGUCAGCUGUACCCCUGAGGACUACACUUUAAAACAUUUUUUUAAUAAAUGAAAAUAAAUAUUUAGGACACGGGGAUGUUUGAGAAAUUAUUCAAGUAUGUGGACUGGAGGCACAGUUCCUUACUUUCUGAGAGUAUUCUGCAGAAGGGCUUUAAAGUCUAUGAUUUUUGGGUCAUUCUGUGUAAAAUACUUGUUCUAUCAUUCUCUUUUU
Pyrgilauda ruficollis (rufous-necked snowfinch) is the source of this 1891-nucleotide messenger RNA. It is a transcript of the gene CHRM2, whose product is annotated as cholinergic receptor muscarinic 2. The record is from RefSeq and is a predicted model, not a curated record. Gene Ontology annotation, molecular function: G protein-coupled acetylcholine receptor activity. Gene Ontology annotation, cellular component: plasma membrane. Bases 146 to 1543 code for a protein of 465 amino acids. Lineage: Eukaryota; Metazoa; Chordata; Aves; Passeriformes; Passeridae. The transcript has 2 exons. Gene Ontology annotation, biological process: regulation of heart contraction; adenylate cyclase-activating adrenergic receptor signaling pathway.